AUGAUCAUUGUGUGGGUCGUCUAUGUGGUGCUGCUGCAUCUCACUUUCGUCUGUUACACAGUAAUACGAGUUGUUGUUAUUCUUACCGCUACCAGCUGUGACUCCAGUCGUCUCUGCUUUUGUGUAGGAACAAGAAUGGCACACUCACAAUCAGUUUCGCCUUUACGUUCCCAUUUAACUAUCGGACCCCAUUCGCAGUCCUUGCGAGGACCUUCACGAACACCUCAGGGACAUGCACAUACUUACAGCGUUAGGGAGAAAUCUGUGGGAGAGAUCCUCCAUUAUGAAGCAGAUUCAUACGCUCGUCUGCUCCAAAUGAAUCAAUGCUAUGAAGCCAUGCCAACGUCAAGCAAAAUGGUAGUAUUUGAUACCGAAUUGGUGUUAUGGAAAGCUUUCAACGGCCUUGUUUAUCAAAAUACUCGACAUGUACUGUUAUCAAAUGGCGAACAAGGAGGAUUAAUUACGGGAAUUCUUUCAGUUACUGAUUUUAUACGGGUUAUGCUCCGGCUACAUAGGGAGCGAGGAAAUUCUGAUGCCUUAGCUGAUGAAAAGGAAGAUAUAGGAAAGCUGACGAUCCAGAAAUACAGAGAAUUAGUUCAAAAAGAAGGAAAGCUCAAAGAAUUAGUGUAUAUCAAUGCAAAUAGCAGCUUACUCGAAGCAGCUCGAUUACUUGCCCAACAUCGUAUCCAUCGUUUACCCGUCCUCGAUCCUGAGUCUGGUAGCCCUCUAUUCAUACUCACUCACAAACGACUACUCAAAUUUCUGUGGUGCUUUGGUCAACAGUAUUCUCAGCCAGACUUCCAUAUCCGAACUGCAAGAGAUCUGAAUGUUGGCUCCUGGGUUGGAAUACGUGUAGUGUUUCCGGAUACUCCUUUAACAGACUGCUUGGAUAUUCUUUUAAACAAAGGUGUGUCGGGUGUACCUGUCGUCGAACGAGAUACUUUCAAGGUUGUUGAUAUGUAUUCCCGCUUCGACGCAGUUGGUAUCGCUCUAGAAGAGGACGCUGAAAGCUUAGAUGUCACAGUUGUGCAAGCUUUAAAAUUCAAAAACAUAGGCAGGGAUUCUCAGAGUGAGAAGGAUCGCGUGGUCUCUGUUCGGGACACGGAUACUCUCUGGAAGGCCAUCACAGUACUCGUGGAACGAAAUGUACAUCGUUUAUGUGCUGUCAAUGAGAAAGGUGCUAUUGAGGGGAUUAUUUCAUUAUCUGACGUCAUCAAUCAUAUGGUGGUAAAGCCUGGAGCAAAUUUAAAGCCCAUACGUGCACCACCAAGGCAUCACUCUUAUCACACAGUCGAACAAAACGAAAAGGAAUUGCGCCAUCGACUGCAGGACAGCGCAAUGCUACUAGAAGAUACUGCAACGGGAAAGCUGCAGAAAGAUUUUAAUAAUAUGACUAUUCGCUAA
This is a messenger RNA of Necator americanus (New World hookworm), 1404 nucleotides long. RefSeq lists its product as uncharacterized. The record is from RefSeq and is a predicted model, not a curated record. Gene Ontology annotation, molecular function: protein kinase regulator activity; protein kinase binding; AMP binding. Lineage: Eukaryota; Metazoa; Nematoda; Chromadorea; Rhabditida; Ancylostomatidae. Gene Ontology annotation, cellular component: nucleotide-activated protein kinase complex; cytoplasm; nucleus. The coding region runs from base 1 to 1404 and encodes 467 amino acids. Gene Ontology annotation, biological process: regulation of catalytic activity; protein phosphorylation. The transcript is spliced from 13 exons.